This is a messenger RNA of Gopherus flavomarginatus (Mexican gopher tortoise), 5654 nucleotides long. It is a transcript of the gene HJURP, whose product is annotated as Holliday junction recognition protein. NCBI's taxonomy places the organism in Eukaryota, Metazoa, Chordata, Testudines, Testudinidae. Gene Ontology annotation, cellular component: chromosome, centromeric region. Gene Ontology annotation, molecular function: histone binding. Gene Ontology annotation, biological process: CENP-A containing chromatin assembly. The transcript has 14 exons. The record is from RefSeq and is a predicted model, not a curated record. Bases 732 to 2870 code for a protein of 712 amino acids.
CCUGCCGGGAGUCGCGCGGCCCAGGCCCCGAGGCGGCUCGCGCGGGCGGGGGUGUCGCAGAACGACUCGCCGCCGAUGGCUCGCUCGGGGCGGCCAGACACGCUGCUCCAGCCGCUGGCCGGGCCCCCCCCUUCCCGUCCCCCGUCAUCGAAAUCAGCAGCCCGGGCCGGGGGCGGGCGCUCAAAGGUGUAAGACUUUAGGCGCAACUUUGCAGUGUGGCUGUGCAUAAAGUUGGGCUUCUACAUCUGUCGUCAGUCGCUCAACUAGCCUGGGACUGGGUCACUUCGCAAAGGUGCUGACCCCCCCCCCCCCCCGCCAGUCCCGCGGAGGUCUGGAAAGCGCACGGGUGCGUCACCCCUGUGAGAUCGGGUGCCUUUUGCUUACAUCUUUAAAUUUGGUUUGGGGGGUUAAUUUUAGGAAGAUUGUAGCUCCGGGGUAUUGUAUGUGGCAGCGAUCUCACUGGUAACAAGCAAGUUAUUGCAGCUUCCACGUUGUUGACAGGGAAAGUGGUGGCUCCCGUGGAAUACAUCCAGCGCCUUAGAGAUGGAAAUUCCCAAAUCCCCUCUAGGCUGUAUUGCCAUAGGAGAUCGCACCAGUAGUCCCUCUAAUCAGAUACUCAGUCUGUCGGUGUCCAUACCCAGUUACUUCAGAGGAAGGUGGAAGAAGCCCUGUAAAGGACAGUUUCUGGAUACCUUUACAAUUAUCCCUUUGAAGAUGAUAUACUUGUCUCUAUGGAAUCAUUGACUUACGAUACACCCAUUGGACCACAGCUAUGGGGUGAUAUGUCAGAAAAAAGCAUUAACGAAUGGAAGAAAAAAUUACAUAAGAAGGCCACACAAUGUCAAAAAACCACAGAAACACGAAAGCAAUGGAUCUCUGAUUUUGAAGAUGAAGAUUUAAAAGUACAUCAGGAACCUGCUAGGAAAUCCUUUAUAGACUCCUAUGAAGAGAUUCAAGUUGCUGACACGGAUACAGAACAUGAAGCUGAUUUGGUUUCGAUUAGAAGAAAAUUUGAAAAUGUUAACCUCAAGGAGGACAUUCUGCUUGUAAACCCUUCUGAGCUGGAAAUGAGAGAGAAAGUCAGAGUUCGUGUGGAUGUGAUAGUACAAGAUGAUGAAAGAAAUAUCCCUAAAUGGAUUAUGGUUGCACCUGGAGAAAAAUCAAAGCAUCUUCACAUAACAUCUCCAUGGCAAGACUUGAUGGGUAUGACUAAAUCUCCAGUUGAAGAUAAGAUAACUCUACCCAGACAUAAACCUUUCCUGGAAAAAAAUGAAACGGGCUAUGAUAGCUUCAUGGAAGAUUAUCAGUCUGCAAAUGAAGAAUGUUCCUGGAACAAUGUCACACUUGCAGAUUUGUAUCCAGGAAUGGUAGAGACACUUAGCAAGUUGAUGAACAAACACUCUCAGAAAAAAGCAGCUGAUUCCAUAAUCAGACACUACAAACACAGAAGAUGGCCUCCUAGAAAAUCAAAGCUUAAUGUCACCAUAGAAAGAAUAAGAAGGUUCAGGACAUCUGAAUUGAAGCCUAUGCUGCCUAACACAAAUAGUAAUGAUCAUAAAUUGCCUGUUGGAAAUAAUUUAAAUGAAAGUAACCAACUUCUUCAUAAUGGCAAAUGUCAGACACAGUGUGUGACUAAUGCUGAAUCUGGUGUGGUAUCUUACCCACAUGUUAAUACAAGUGAAAUGGAAAUAGAUUGGCCUGAAAAUUUAGAAGAUAAUUCAUACAUUCAAAGAAUAGACCAAAACAUCUCAGAGUCUGUUUUUCCAGAUGUUACUGCUAGAACAGAAGAAACAUUUCUAACUGAGAGUCCACCUCAGACCACCAUGUCUUUACAUGAUUCAAAAGGCAGCCCAAAUGGGAAGCUGCCUGAAGUACUUUCUCUGGGAUGCUCUUCUGUAACUUGCACAACAGCUCCUUAUCUAGUGAAAGACAGCAAGAACGACAAAAUUGACAAUACAACUUCCGAUGGUACAUCAGGGUUCCAUUUGUCCACUUGCAACUUGAAUGAUGAUGCUAAUACCUUUCCACCACUUAACAGAUAUUCUCUAGUAAGAACAUCAAAUGCAUCAAUCAGAAAUCCUGAAAUAAAAACUUUCAGGGGAGAUAUUUCACUGCAGCGCAGUUAUUCUUUUUCCUCACUUCCUGUGAAUCAAAGUCCAGUCAAGACUCGCCAGAAAUGUGAAGAUGAAUUUGAGAAACUUUACCAGAAGCUGUGCCCCAAAGAACUUCAGAAACCUCUUAAGAUUAGAAAGCCUCCUUCAAACCCUAAAGAAAAAGAGAGACUAAUCAAGUCUUACUUCUGUAAUUCUGUAAAGUCUCAUAAAAAUUAUGAUAGUGCAUUUGACGAGGUUUAUCAGAGAUUGUGUUCCGAAGGGUUUCCAAAACUGCCCACAUUUCUGAGAGCUUCGAACUUAAGGAAAUAUGAAGGCAUACAGAUGUCAGAAACUGUAAAUGCUUUAAUUAACUCACCCAUACGAACUUUACCUUCAGUUACCAGAAUUAAAAGACUAGCAGAUUUCCAUAGUGAAGAUCUUUUGUCUUCACCUGUAAAGAGACUGAAAAAUAUACCUGAAGAUUUUCUAACUAGAGCAAGUAAUCAGUCUCCUCACAGAAAAAAUAUUAAUACUCAGACAUCUGGCCUGGAUUUCUCAAGUGUGAUGGAUGGGAUUGUUCCUGGCAUAUUUGAUAUCCCUAAUUGUCAAAGUCAGGCAUCUGAAAACUUUGAUUCUGGGUUUCAUACGUCUUCAAAUCACACUUAUCCAGUUAGUCCAAGUUCGUUUGUGCAAGAAUCCAGGAUUGCAAAUGUCUAUGCAAGUAUGCCUAGAACAUUGCAAAGUAAUGGCUCAUGCAGAAGUGCACAAAAAUAUUAACAAAGGGUAUCCAGAAAACUCAGCUACAAUGAUGGGAGAGAGAAAAGCUCAGGUGUUCUUUUGGAAGACUUCAUCGCUAAAGAUACGGAAAGAGCAUUUCUGGAAGGCUACAGAGAAAAUAUUAUUUUAUAAAUUUGUAAAGACAUCAAAGACAUUUUAAUUAACCAUUGCAAUCUGAAAAUUGCAUUUUUUGAUAGGGAGAGAGCUGAGGAAUAGUGCUCUAGUAUAUAGUUAGUCCUGCUAUGUACGUUCCCUCUCAUCCAAAAUAAUUCCUUGGAGACCAGCUUCGCCUUCAGCCAAGGUGGGCUUGGCACCUUUCCUUAAUGAGGAGUCAUUCAUUUGGCCCCAGAAGUCCACUGGAGGGAAUCAAAAUUCCGUCUUUGGACUGACUUAUUUGUUAAACUUUUAUAUUUAGUAGUGUUUGUCAUAAUAGAUGUUUGUGAUUUGCAUUUCUUUCUGUUUGCUUACAGACAUGGAUUUUAAUAUGCUAAUAAUAAUGUACAUUGGCUUUGUAUUCCAUCAGAAUUCCUAGCCUCUCCUGUGCGCUCCUGCUUUAUAUUUGCACAUUAUUAAGCUCCUGGAAACACUGGUCUGGAAGGUCCAAAUGUAGUAUAAUGUAUUAUGACUUUGUAAUAUGGCUGUACUAUCAGAUUUGAGGUUUUAAUGUUUAAUUUUCAAUUUAUUUCAUCAUAAAUCUUAAUUGCUUAAUAAAUUUUUUAUACAUUAUUGGAUUUGGCAGUUUUUUAUAAAGUGUAAUAGAUUAUAUUUUACUAAAUUUAGGGCUGUCGAACGAUUAAUUUUUUUAAUCGCAAUCACACGAUUAAAAAAAUUAAUUGCAUUGUUAAGCAAUAACAGAAUACCAUUUAUUUAAAUAUUUUCACAUGUUUUCUACAUUUUCAAAUAUGUUGAUUCCAAUUACAGCACAGAAUCUGAAGUGUACAGUGCUCACUUUAUAUUUAUUUUUUAUUACAAAUAUUUGUAUAUUUUUCAAUUCACCUAAUACAAAUACUGUAGUGCAAUCUUUUAAUCAUGAAAGUUGAAUUUACAAAUGUGGAAUUAUGUACAAAAAAACUGCAUUCAAAAAUAAUGUAAAACUUGAGCCUAAAAGUCCACUCAGCCCUAUUUCUUGUUCAGCCAAUCACUCAGACAAACAAGUUUAUUUACCUUUGGAGGAGAUAAUGCUGCCUGCUUCUUGUUUACAAUGUCACCUGAAAGUGAGAGCAGCUGUUCUCAUGGUACUGUUGUAGCCGGCGUCACAAGAUAUUUACGUGCCAGAUGUGCUAAAGAUUCAUGUCCCUUCAUGCUUCAUCCACCAUUCCAGAGGACAUGCAUUCAUGCUGACGAUGGUUUCUGCUCGAUAACAAUCCGAAGCAGUCUGGACUGAUGCAUGUUUAUUUUCAUCAUCUGAGUCAGAUGCCACUAGCAGACUGAUUUUCUUAUUUGGUGGUUCGGGUUCUGUAGAUUCUGCAUGGAGUGUUGCUCUUUUAAGACUUUUGAAAGCAUGCUCCACACAUCGUCAGUCUCAGAUUUUGGAAGGUACUUCAGAUUCUUAAACCUUGGGUCAAGUGCUGUAGCUGUCUUUAGAAAUCUCACAUUGGUAACUUCUUUGCAUUUUGUGAAAUCUGCAGUUGAAGUGUUCUUAAAAUGAACAACAUGUGCUGGGUCAUCAUCUGAAAACUGCUAUAACGUGAAAUAUAUGGCAGAAUGCGGGUAACACAGAGCAGGAGUCAUACAAUUCUCCCCCAAGGAGUUCAGUCACAACUGUAAUUAGCGCAUUAUUUUUUUAACAUGCAUCAUCAGCAUGGAAGCAUGUCCUCUGGAAUGGUGGCUGAAGCAUGAAGGGACAUAUGAAUGUUUAGCGUAUCUGGCAUGAAAAUACCAGCUACAAAAGUGUCAUGCGAAUGCCUGUUCUCACUUUCAGGUGACAUUGUAAAUAAGUGGGCAGCAUUAUCUCCCGUAAAUGUAAACAAACUUGUUUGUCUUAGCGAUUGGCAGAAUCAGAAGUAGGAGUGAGUGGACUUGUAGGCGUUAAUGUUUUGCAUUGCUUUGUUUUUUAAUGCAGUUGUGUAACAAAAAAAAUCUACAUUUAUAAGUUGCAUUUUCACCAUAAAGAGAUUGCAAUUCAGUACUUGUAGGAGAUGAACUGAAAAAUGUAUAUCAUUUUUACAGUGCAAAUAUUUUUAAUAAAAAAUAAUGUAAAGUGAACAGUACACUUUGUAUUCUGUGUCGUAAUUGGAAUCCAUAUAUUUGAAUAUAUAGAAAACAUCCAAAAAAUUAAUAAAUUUCAAUUGGUAUUCUAUUGUUUAACGGUGCGAUUAAAACUGCGAUUAAUCACGAUUAAUUUUUGUGUGUUAAUCACGUGAGUUAACUGCCAUUAAUUGACAGCACUGCUAAAUAUAAACUUGGUGUUGCAAUUUCAUCAUUCCCAGUCUUACAAAUGACAAUUUCCUCAUGAUAAUGUAAUGUAAUAAGGGUCCAUAUACUCUAAAGCACAGAAAAAAUAACGUGUCAGUGAGGCCAGUAUAUAUGCAAUAACCUAUCAGAGGCACCAGAAAGCAUUCACGCUCUUAUUCUUAGGGAAGAUAGAAUUUAUUUUCCAGCUGUUCAACCCUUGUUACAGGACACAUUUGUCUACCUACCCCAUGUUUGGUAGAUACUUCAAGGGCAAAUGCUCUCCCAGGUUUACAGAGCACAUCACUUCAGCUGGUGCACGUUUUGGCCUAACUCCCAUUGCUGGGUAAUCUUUUCUGUUCCGUGAAUAAAACUUUCUAGCUGUUGCAAACA